Messenger RNA from Caenorhabditis bovis, 1278 nucleotides. The record is from the annotation of a GenBank genome assembly. Lineage: Eukaryota; Metazoa; Nematoda; Chromadorea; Rhabditida; Rhabditidae.
AUGUCGCUCGUCGAGGCUGCUGACGGAAUUCUGGAGACGCAUGUGUCAUGGGAAGAGCUCGAAGCGAAACUUCAAGAAACACUUGGAACGAAUGCCAAAUUUGGGCCGAACAAAACCGCCGAGAGUAUUGGCGAUUUCAAGGGAUUUUCUUCGAAAAUUGCAUUAAUUGAGCCUGAUUGGACUGAUAAAAGAGACGAUGAGGAUUUGCCGAAAAAAUUUGUGUGCAAGAUCUGCAGUCUGCUGAGUCUCGCGAAUUUACAGAAAAUGCUCAAUUUGAAAGAAGAAGAUGGCUGGACGAAGGAAAAAUUUGAAGCAGUUGCUCCAUUAUUCCGAACGGUUCAUAACCAUGAAAUUAUGAUUUAUGAGAUAAUGAUGAAUGAACUAAACAAUGGACAUUCGAAUUUAAAGUUUCCCAAAUUAUUUGGAGCUCAGAAAUUUGAAGGAGAGAAUGUGCUUCGCGCCUACAUCAUAACCGAAUAUGUCGAGAAUGUGCAUCAAAUUGAAAUGCAUGAGACAAUCAGUGUUGAAAGUAUGGAAUCGGUUUUAAGAGCAGUCGCUUCCUAUUCAGCGAUCGGUACAAGAUUGAGCGAGGAAGAGCUGAAAUUCGCCAAAGAGCUCGAUGUCAUCCAAAUUCUGUUUCAGCAAUUUUUCGACAAAAAGGGAUUGCAGAGUAUUUUCAGGAAUAUGAAUACACAUUACCCAAUUGAAUAUAAGGAAGACAUCGAUGAGCUAAAUCGAUUGUUUGAUGAGGUGUUCACAACGACGGAAUAUUUGGCGAAAUUGUCGAAUAGUGCUGGAUUGUUAGCGCAUAAACAGGCGCUGUUACAUGGCGAUAUGUGGGGUUCGAAUCUGCUAUUCGCGAGAAAUGAGAGGAAUGUGCUCACGCUGAAAUCAUUGAUCGAUUACCAGGUGGUUCGCAUGGGAUCCCCUGGACAGGAUAUUGCUCGAUUAUUCGCUUCCUGUCUUACCAAAAACGAUCGUCGUGAGAAGCGGGACCAUCUUCUCAAAGUAUUCUACGAAGAGUUUGUGAAGGAAAUCGGCGAUCGCGGGGUUCCUUACACGUUCGACCAGCUUGUCCAAUCCUAUGAAUUGUUCUUUCCAACAAUGGGAUUCAUUGCAAUUCCCAAUUCAAUGCAAUUUUUCGAUUUUACGAAACUCUCUGAAAAUGAGAAAGCAAUGCUACUCGAUUCUGUGCUGGACAAAAUGAUUGGACUUCUUGACGACGUCCUCGAAACCCAUAGGAGAAAUCUGAGCAAAUUUCCACAAUUUUUCCAAUAA